This is a messenger RNA of Lepisosteus oculatus (spotted gar), 5308 nucleotides long. RefSeq names its product negative elongation factor complex member A (gene nelfa). NCBI's taxonomy places the organism in Eukaryota, Metazoa, Chordata, Actinopteri, Semionotiformes, Lepisosteidae. The record is from RefSeq and is a predicted model, not a curated record. Gene Ontology annotation, cellular component: NELF complex. Gene Ontology annotation, biological process: negative regulation of transcription elongation by RNA polymerase II.
GUAUUGUAGAUUAAUUUGGGCUGAUGCUUUAAUCAACACAGGCCACGGGUUUUGAAAAAUGUAUAACUACAAUCAAGAGAUGAAAACAGGAAAGAAAAAAUAUUAAGAUACAAAUAUACAGAUACAGUACCUUUUUACAAUCCUACAGGACUAUUACAUUUUCAGGCUUCACACAGUAAACAGAAAGUAGAGCCCAGAUUAUACUUUUAAUUUAGUUUCUAGGCAAUUUUAGAAAUCCCGCUCCUGGAUUAUAGAGACAGAUGGGACAACGAUAGGUGCUGUACUUCUGUGGUUGAUGAAGUGUUUCAGGAUCCAUAGAAAUGGAGUGUUACAGAUAAAUUUACGAUUUAAAAACUGAAUUUAAUAAAGAUGUUUUCUAUUGGCUUUCGUUUUCUAAUUAGGUAAUUUAACAUAUAGGCGGGUUUCUCUUCUGCAGUUAUGUUAUUAUUUAGUUCACAGUACUGAGCCCUGGAAGUGAAAAAUAAAAUUAAUAAGGACCGUUUUCAUCAUCAGGGAUGGCGCGUCCCCAAGUACAGCUGUGACAGAGGCCAUCUUGUGUUACGGCACACCAGAGGCUCAUGGGGGUCCUGCCCGUUGUUGUGUGUUUUCUUAGGUAGCCUCUUAAAAUGCCCGAACACUAUUUGCUCCUUUUUCCAAGAUGGCGUCGAUGAGGGAGAGCGACACCGGCCUGUGGCUCCACAACAAGCUGGGAUCGACGGACGAGCUGUGGGCGCCCUCCAGCAUCGCCUCGCUGCUCACGGUUUCUGUCAUCGACAACAUCCGACUGUGUUUCUCCAGCCUGUCGCCUCCCGUGAAGCUGAAACUGUUGCUCGGGAUGCUGCAUCUGCCGAGGCGCACAGUGGACGAGAUGAAGGACGCCCUUUCCGAAAUCAUCCAGCUGGCCACCCUGGACUCAGAGCCCUGGGUGCUGAUGGUGGCCGAUAUCCUGAAGUCCUUCCCAGAGACGGGCUCGCUGAACCUGGAUCUGGAGGAGCAGAACCCCAACGUGCAGGACAUCCUGGGAGAGCUCCGGGAGAAAGUGAGCGAAUGUGAAGCCUCUGCCAUGCUGCCCUUGGAGUGCCAGUACCUGAACAAGAACGCCCUGACCGCCCUGGUGGGGCCCCUCACCCCGCCCGUCAAACACUUCCAGCUCAAGAGGAAGCCCAAGAGCGCCACCCUCAGGGCGGAGCUGCUGCAGAAAUCCACUGAAACAGCUCAGCAACUUAAGAAGAGUGCUGGAGUGCCUUUUCAUGCCAAAGGAAGGGGCUUAGUCAAGAAAAUUGACACAACAACCCCCCUCAAAGGAAUACCAAAAGCCCCCUUCAGGAGCCCUACGAACCCCAGCAUGUUCAGCCCAGCCACCAACAGAACGCCCAUCCCCCCACCCAGGACCCCCAUGCGCAAGGAGAGGGGUGUCAAGCUGCUAGACAUCUCGGAGCUGGAUAUGGUUGGUGCUGGAAGAGAAGCCAAGAGGAGAAGAAAGACGUUAGAAGCGGAGGCUGGGGAGAAGCCUGCCAAGGAAGAAGCAGUGGUGGAAAACGUGACGCCGGACUACGCGGCGGGCCUGGUGUCCACACAGAAACUUGGUGCUUUAAGCAAUGAGAGCGCAUUACCUUCUACAAGUUACCUGCCUGCCACUCCCAGUAUGGUCCCGUCAUCUUCGUACAUUCCCAGCUCCGAAACACAGGCCAGCGCAGGUGGCUCAGCGCGGGAGACUCUGCAGGCCAGCCGGCAGUCGGAUGAGCUGGCCCCGCCCAGCACGACGCUGCCCGGCCAGUUCAAGCAGAGGACGCCCAUGUACAACAGCAGCACCAGCCCCACGGCCCCGACCUCUCCGCCCACCCCCGCCAGCACCCCGACAAUCAGCACACCGCCUGCAGCCUCGACGGCCACACAGCAGGAGCCCCAGACACAGCCCCCGCUGGCUCAGACAGCACAGCAACAGACUCCCCAGCCGCCACAACCCAAAAAGAGCCUCUCGCUCACCCGAGAACAGAUGUACGCCGCCCAGGAAAUGUUUAAGACGGCAAACAAGGUUACACGACCUGAGAAGGCCCUCAUUUUGGGGUUCAUGGCAGGAUCCAGAGAGAACCCGUGCCCCGAGCAGGGCGACAUCAUCCAGAUCAAGCUGAGCGAGCACACGGAGGUGCUGCCAAAGGCGGACGGCACAGGCAGCACCACCAUGCUGGUGGACACGGUGUUCGAGAUGAACUAUUCCACAGGCCAGUGGACCAGACUCAAGAAGUACAAACCCAUCACCAACGUGUCCUGAGGGGGGCGCCGGGGGGCCGGCGUGGAGUUUGGGAUUCCCUGCCCUGUAGGGACGCGGGAGGCAGUCGUCCUCCAGGAACUCUCCAGUUCACGGCGGGCAGACGCUGGGGAUCGGGGUUUUUUUUUUUUCAGAAUCCAGCCUUUUUUUUGGGGGUGGGGGUAGGGGGUUCCUUGUUCUUCUGCUUUUGUUUUUGAAAGCCCUCCGGUGACCUCCCUUCAGAUUGCUGAGGCGGUGCCUUCCAGUCGUUUCCCCAGCGUUGGACUGGAGACUCCCGCUGGAGCCGAGCUUUCCUGCUGGCUAGAACUGGCACCUGCCGCUUUCUGCCAUGCCAUCGGGCUCUUCGGAGCCGUCCGGCACAAAGUUUGGAUCGAACCGUGCCAAGAAGGGAAGAGCUCAGCUAUUAGGAGCCCCAGUUAAUGUACUGAUUGGCAGAAGCUGCAAGGAGCCGGUCUUGUUUUAGUUGUGCCUGAGGAGCAACGACCCAUAAUAUCUAGAGCAGGUUCUCCGACCCUGGUCCCGCAGCGCCCCAGUGCAGUCCAGGACCUCUUACAGGCAGCAAUUAAGCGAUCUCAGUAUCCUUGUUCCAGGCCUCCUGAAAUUGAUCAGUUAAAUAGGUGGUGUGUUCAGUUACGUAAUUGAGAGAUGAAACAAAGGACCAAUGUUCUCUUUAUCAAAACAUAACUUCCUUAAUUGAUCAAGUAGCUAAACAAGUGUUUCUAAUGUUUGAAGAGUGGGUGAUUUAGUGUGACCUGUAAUAAUGACAGGAUUGGGGUCUUUCUGGGACCAGGGUUCAAGACUCCUGAUCUAGAUUCGUUACCUAUCCCCAGAUCAACUGCACAGUAGUGAGAGCCAUUCUUUUAAACCCCCGCUCAAAACUACCAGGUUUUACAGUUAUUUUGUUUGGUGCCUGAGAAACGCCCUUGUAUGAAAAUCCACUUUUAUUGACUGGGACACAGGUUCAUUGUGAGAUCUCACAAUCUUGAUGAGAGGUGAAAACAGUUUAGCAUGAGAACCAUCCAAUGAAAAGGGACUGCUAUACUGUAUCAACCAAGCAAGACCACAAAAAAGAUUUUUUUUUAAUAACCGUUAACCUCUCAAUGCAUUUCUUUUUGUGUAUUUUUUCUUGUGUUACCGUGCGCGAUGGUCCAUUUUUCCGUUUGUGAAAAUCCAGGUUGCUUCAAGUGCUGUGUGCAACAUGUCAUGCUGCUGUUUUAUAAAAAACAAUAAUAAACGUCCUGAUGUCGUGCUGAAAGCAGGACCCCCCCCUUGUAUGGUUCACAGAUCUCCAACGAUGGCAUUUUGUUUGUCUUUUGUAAUACAGCAGCAUUUCGGGGAAGAAGACUUCCAGGGGUUUCUGAGUAACUCGGUGGGGCACCGCCUGUAGCGCACACACCUCUGGCUGAAGCAGCCGCCAUUUGUCAUCACCCAUUCAGUGGCACACAGCUGGCAAAGGGCCCCUGUGCAUUGAUUGGGCUUCAGGAAGCCAGAGAAUCCCUGCCCUGCUGCACCACAGCGAUCCCUGGCUCUAGUGGGGGCGUCCUUGAGCUUUCUGUGUCGUGUGCCGGGAGCGCUGUGCUCCUUCCAGAGUGCCUCUGGCACCCGGAAGGGAAUGAUGAACGGACUGACAGCCGCCAGUGUGGCCGAAAGGCGGGUUGUUCCCCGGCCAAGUCCCGGGGAUCCACAGACCUGCUGGUUUUCGUUGCACCCGUGUGUUCGGUUACACAAUGGAACUCUAAGAGAGAUCCGAUAGCUGCAUGGAGUUUUUUUACGUCCUCCGCUUGAUCUGAUUCUUUAUCGGUGGUUCAGAUUGUGGUGUAGCUAGUCGCAGGAGGAUGAGGAUAAAAAUGGGGUGGCAUGGCGACGCGAUGAUUGGCGUUGCUACUUCACAGCACUGGGGCCCGGGGUUUGGUCUUGGCCCUGGGGUGCUGUCUGUGUGGAGGUCGUAUGUGCUGUCCGAGAGAGGGGGUUUCUUCCCACGGUCCAAAAACAUACUGUUAGGUUCAUUGUUUUCUGGGAAGAUUAGGCCUGGUGUGAGUGAGUUUGACUGGCGUCCCACCCAGGAUGUACCUUGCCUUCUGCCGCUAGGAUAGCUUGCUGGGAUAGGCUCCGGCUCCCCCAUGACAUGAGAAAGAGGUUAAAAGGAUGGAUGGAUCCGAUGGUAGUUUGAGUAUGAACUCUUGGAUUGUUUUCCAUAUACAAGGUUGGCUUUUUAACUAUUUUUGUUUUAAGUUGUUUCAAAUCUCCAACCUAUGAGUAGAAGAGAAAAACGGGGAAAAAAGGUUCUAACCCAGCAACCUGUGGCUUUGAUUUAGGAUUUAAGUAAAGAGCUCAGUUCCAGUGAAAACCAGCAGGUGUGGGUGUCCCCAGCAGGAUGGACAACCCCUGCUCUGUCCUGAUCUAUUACAGGGGUUGUGGCAGCAAGACAAGUUAAGGAUUGAUGAUUCGAAGCUGCGAGAGCAUAUAAAGAAAAGUGUCAAUUUUAUAUUUGUAUGUAGAUGACCAUGCACUUUGGGUAUUCACUGAAGAGUUCACUAAGCUACUUCCCUGCAGGUUCUUAUGAAAUGUUGCAUAGGAUAGACUUAAGACCAAAAGGGAUAAAGAAUGUAAUUGAGUAAGUAUAGUACGAUAUUACACAAUUUAAAAAUCUUGCAUUAUGAAAUGCUACUGCUUCACCAGAAUAUAGAGCUCUUCAAAUGGUUAUAUUUAUGGAGGAGCAAAAUCCCUUCUGUCUCAAACUUGGUGAACGUGAAUAGUACAUGUAUAAAAUACAUUCUUGUAAACCUUUUGGGUUCCCACAACAUGAUCUCAAGAUUGACCACAAGAAAAUGAACAUUUAGUGUUUUAAGGGCUUUUUAAAAAAAGGCUGGUUUUAAGAAGCAUAGCAGUUAUUGUGUCCCACAUGGUUCUCAUUUAUGCUACGAUAGAAGCCGAAGAACUCAUUGGGCUUAACAGUGAUCUUUUUGACUUUUUGAAUGUACCAGGCUGUCCGAAAGGAGCUCUUAAUUAGAUCGAAUAAAACCUGAAUCUGGGCCUUUC